UCGAUUUCGAUAAUAGCCUCUCUUUCACGUGAAAAGCAUUCGUCAGCAUACGUCAGCAUCAGUCAGCUUUUUCGCUCUGUAUUAAGGUUCUGGAAGAAGGAAGAAAGCAAUCUGAUAGAAACGUCGAAGUCGGAGCACAAGAAAAGAUUUACUGCUUUGCAUGCAAGCAUAAAGGUGUAGCAAUUUGAUCAAACAUGGCAAAAGUGUAUCUACACGUUUAUGAAGUCACAAAGGGACUUGCUGCACAGCUUUCUUCUGUAUUAUUAGGAAGACAUAUUCGUGGAGUUUGGCAUACUGGUGUAGUCUGUUUUGGCACAGAAUACUGUUUUGGAAGUGGUGGAAUUAUGCAGAUGAACCCAGGUGAAACAAUAAUUGGUUCUCCAGAUGAGGUUAUGGAUCUUGGAGAAACUCAUGUAUCUCUUGAUCUUUUUCAUGAGUUUUUGUUUGCUGUUGGAGAAGACCAGUUUAGGCCUGAAAAAUACCAUUUGUUUGAGCACAAUUGUAAUACCUUUUCCAAUGAAGUAGCCCAAUUUCUCACUGGGAAGAAGAUUCCUUCAUAUAUACUUGACUUACCAAGAGAAGUUGCAAACACACCAAUGGGUGCAAUGUUGAAAACAUUUAUGGAUGGUAUGGGAAGCCCUGUUAGUGGAAGGCUAGACAAUACGACAAGACCAUUAGCAAACCUUAACAUGAAUUCAAGCCAUUCAAGUCGUUCAAGCCAUUCAAGUCGUUCAAGUCAUUCAAGUCUUUUGUCAAGAAGUCAGCACGAUAUGAGAGAGCCUGAAACUUCAGUAAAGAAAAGUGACCGCAAAAGCGAAACCCCUGUUACAUUUAGUUAUGACGUUAAGGAAUGUUGCAAUAGAUUUCAUCACCUGUUUGAAAAUACAGAAGAUAUUAUCAACCCUAAUAUCAUAGACAAUCAGACAAGAAAUGAUGAAAAGUUAGAAAAGGCUGUUGAUACUCUACAAAAGAUGCUAGAUAUUCUGGAGGAGAAGAAAGAAAAAGAGCAUUUUACUUCAUUUGUUGACAUUUUGUCGAUAUUAAGUUUGCGCAAUGGACUAACAAUAUUGAAAAUAAAAAAAAGCCCAGUUAUGUUCAAACGGCUGAUCGAAACAUUUAGAGAAUGCUCAUAUAAAGAAGAUGUCGCAUCGAAUGUGUUGAAGCUGGGAUCGAAUCUUUUCAGUGACCAGCAGCAUCGAGAUUGGCUGAUGAAUGAACACAACGAUGAAAUUUCAGGCCUAGACAGAAGUUUUAUAGCUGAGUGUGUAGGAUCCUUGCUUAGCUCAAAAGCAGGCAAAGAGACAGUCGAUGUUGCGCUAGUUUUUGCCUACAACAUGAGUUUAGCAAAGAUGGAUGAAGAGUUAGAAAUAGAACUGUCAUCUGCUUUGCUGCAUUGGGUUGGUUCAGCAGAGAAAGGCUCGUUGCAAACUCGAAGAUGUGUCUUAGCCAUAAAGAAUUUCAUGCGUUCAAAUGAACAAGUCCGAGAGCUAGCAGAAAUGACCACGGACCCUAGUAUGCUAGAACUUGUUUAAUAAAAGGGGCAGAUCCGGCAUUAGCUGCAUAAGCGGGACAUCAUGGCUCUCGGCUAAUAAUGUUGUACGACGCCCUAAUUAUGGUUGGCUGCUUUUUCAAGAAAUAUGCUUGUGAUUCAACAAAAUUUCAUAUCACCGGAAAAUUACUAGAACAACUGUUUGCAGCCUUGAAAUAUCUACAUAGUUAGUCUUAUAAAAGUUGACAUCAAGACUUGUAAUUACUAGCUCUUGUAGGACAAUGAACACUCAAUCUCAAUAGUGAAGUAUUAAUUGCUUAUGUUAUUUUUAUAAUUUUCAAAACGAGCACUAAAACGUUACAAAGAGGAAAAAAUAUAAUUUGUUUUAUGCUUCAGUAUUAAGUAUAAAUAGAGUGGCUGAAGUGCAGGAUGUGAAUCUUUUUCAGAAACCUAUUUGUAAACCUUUGCAGAGAAGCAUCUCAACAAGCAUAUGUUAUAUGUUGAAUGUACAAAGUUUGGCUUAAUCUCGUUCUUACAGAUGUUCACCAUAUGAUUAUCAACAUUUUGAAGAAAUGUUUCAAAUGAAAAAUUGUACAACGCUAAAUGAAAAAAAUGAACAAUGCAAUAUAAAAAAGGAACAAUGGGAUUUUUUCUGUGAAUAA
This is a messenger RNA of Rhopilema esculentum, 2151 nucleotides long. RefSeq lists its product as uncharacterized. Gene Ontology annotation, biological process: protein modification by small protein removal. NCBI's taxonomy places the organism in Eukaryota, Metazoa, Cnidaria, Scyphozoa, Rhizostomeae, Rhizostomatidae. The record is from RefSeq and is a predicted model, not a curated record. Gene Ontology annotation, molecular function: peptidase activity.